CUUCACCAUAGUACGAGUCGCAGAAUCGCGGUCGGGAAGUAGGAGAGCUCCCGCUGGAAGCAGCACGCACUUGAUAUCGGGUUUUAAAACGGACCGCGUAUAAAUCAUACGUUAUUGGGAUGGAAAAACCAACACCGGGGCCUUAAAUUUGCGUUGGAAAGCUCAAAGAGCCCCAUCCUUAUCCGCCAGCCGAAAGUGCCACUGCCCUCAUGGAGGACAAGAGGAAGAAAAGGAGUCCCAAAGUGUCCCUGCCCCAGCCCCCUCCUCCACCAAUCAACCCUCGAAAGCUCUCCGUUCUCCCGGCGAGUAAGAGCGCCACAUUCUCGUUGGGUCUGCCCCAGCCCCCCUCCCCCAAACCCAGGGGAAAGUACAAGAGAUCGGUGGGGGCAAUGGGUCCAUCUAAAGAAGUUCUUGCCGUUCCUGUGGUUCCCCCUAAAAACACAAGGCCACACAGAGAGAAGCCCAGAGCUCCUCAGCCUGCCGGACCCAGUCGUGUAUCCCAGUCCUCCUCGCCGCUCCAGCACUCAUUCCUCACUGACGUCUCUGAUGUGAGAGAGAUGGAGGGAGGACUGCUCAACCUGCUCAACGACUUUCACUCUGGAAAACUACAGGCUUUUGGUAAGGUGUGCUCCUUUGAGCAACUAGAGCAUGUGAGGGAGAUGCAGGAACGUCUGGCUCGGCUACAUUUCAGUCUGGACAGUCAUGUGGAGGAGCUGUCUGAAGACCAGAGAAAAAACGCUUCGGACCGCAAUCUAGAACACCUGCUUUCUAAUCUGGAAGAAUUGAGCAGCUCAAUACAGAAACUCCACCUGGCAGAAAAUCAAGACUUACCCAAGACCUCGAACACCUGAAGCAGGAAACCAAACCCAGCCGACCAUCAAAUCACUGUGCAGAUCAAAGCCCAAGUUGCCAUGGCUACAACUCAACUGCAGGUUCAAUGAGCGCCAUCACCGUGAUCCGUGGCUAACGCAAUGCUAAGUGACUGCAGCAGCAUCAAAGCACAUUCUCCAUGUGAAUUAAAUUAUUGACAUUGAAAAAAAAACAAAAUAUUUUUUGUCUUGAACAGUUUCAGUUAUUUUGAGCCUGAAAGCCAUUUUUGUUAGUGUUUUAAGUGUUUAAAUUGGGAUAAAUAGUAACUGUACUUACUGUAGGGUUUGAAUGAGUUGAUUCCACAGGUUCAUUCAUCACUGGUAAAGGAUGACUUAGUUAAACAAGAGCAGACUUCAAAAACCUGAGAUCUAGAAUUAUCAGAUCAGCAAUGACAGAAGUGAAGGAGAAGGUUAACAUUUACAUAAUCAGUCAAUCAGCACAACACACAAUUGAUUUUCAUUCAGUAGUUGGUCAGUGUUCUCUGGAAUGAUGUUGUAAAUGGCUGUGGAGUAGCUAUAAACUCACUCAGGACUGCUUGAGAUCAUUGAUCUUAGUGCCUCUUCUCAGUGUCUAGAUUACAUUGAUUGUUUUACCGUAAGGUCUUCAUGGGACUUUUCAAAUGAUGGAACUGGACCUUUUUGUAGAUGCUUGUACAUUAAAAUUGAAGUACAAUUAUUUAAAAUAAUAUGUUAUAUGCCAUGUUUGUAAACUAGAGAUUUAAUAGCUGUGUUGAUAUAGGAACAAUUAUGCUAGUAGUUGUUUGUUAUUCUAUAUGACACUGAUGGAAAUGUACAGUAUUUGUGUGUGUGUUAUCUUCGUAUAAACUAAACUGAAAACAAUGGAAUCAGCCAUUUCAAAUUUCAGGUUCUAAAAAAGUUAGAGACAAGUUGACUCGAAAAUUCCAUUUCUUUAUGGAGCAAAUGACUGUAUUUGAAACUUGUAGAUAUGCAGUCUUUACCCCAAAGCACAAAAGCAGUACAGUAACAUCUAAUAAAGAUCUACAGUGGAUGUAGAUCAAAACUGCUGCAAAAAAUGUUACAUAGUCCAUAAUACAACCUCACUAACAACAAUCCCCUUCCUAUUUUACACCAGUUUCACUAAAACAUCAGCACAACAAAUGGACAGGUUUAGGGAAAAGUAAAAGAUCUGCACCAGUUUGAUGUUUAUACAUAUAUAUAUAUUUCAUAAUGCAGUAACUUCGCUUCACAGCUGACCUCCGCUAUGCCUACCUCCAACUAUUUCGAUAGAGAAUCAGUACUGUUGCGUUGAGGGACGUCUGUUUAAAUUUAUAUCAGAUUGAUUCAUGACAGGAUCUGAUCCUGCAUCAGCAUGUACAGGCUGUUUUCUCUUCCCUCAGUCUAAAGCAUUUGAAAGCAUCAUUUAAAAAUCACAUUUGUAUUCUUUCUGUGAAUUUCAAUUAUUUCAAAGAGAAAAUAUCUGUGUGCUUUGCUUUUUGUCCAUGUCUUUUGUUUAUCAAUGCUUAUAAACUAUUUUCUAUUUGUGUGCUUUAAGGAAUAAAACUUAAUGCAACAACUUA
Molecule: messenger RNA, 2407 nt
Organism: Ctenopharyngodon idella (grass carp)
Lineage: Eukaryota; Metazoa; Chordata; Actinopteri; Cypriniformes; Xenocyprididae
Gene: ccdc28b
Product: coiled-coil domain containing 28B
Exons: 6
Coding region: 210-851 (213 amino acids)
Source: RefSeq, a predicted model, not a curated record